Molecule: messenger RNA, 5136 nt
Organism: Girardinichthys multiradiatus
Lineage: Eukaryota; Metazoa; Chordata; Actinopteri; Cyprinodontiformes; Goodeidae
Product: interleukin-1 receptor accessory protein
Exons: 13
Coding region: 500-2335 (611 amino acids)
Biological process (GO): signal transduction
Source: RefSeq, a predicted model, not a curated record
UACUGGCUGAGGGGAAUAAAAAAGCUCGGGCUGGUGUGGGGAAUUCUGUUCCUGUUCUGGCUGCUUCGAACUCAGGAGUUCCGAUUGAAAUGUUGGAUCAGAUCAGUUUGUUGGGAAAUCUGACGGUAUCAUGACCUCAAAGAGGAGGAGCGCAGACCGGAAUCAACUUCUACUUCCUUCUUCACAAACACACCAGCACCGCUUUCUCACGCACUUCUGUCAGGCUUAAAGUUCCGGAAAGUCCGGUGCAGAUCCGAUCCGCUCCCUACUGUCCGGAUCCAACCAAAAAUUGGACCGGGUCGGGUGGGUUUCAUUUGUAAAAUAAGAGGCUCAUACUGAUUCGGGAUCGUUAAUCACCGGGACACUUUGGAGGAGUUCUCGGACCACCCAGACAGAACCGAACCGGAUUGCCGCUGCAGAUUUACAGCCGCUGUGGAGUCCUGACACAGGCUCAUCCUGACCGGAACCAACCGUGCAGUCGCCUUCAAACCUGCAACUAAUGGGGUCCUUCAUCCUCCUCUUCCUCCUGGCUGUGGCGGGUGGAGCUGUCAGUCAAUCCAAUGAUUCGACAGAGCCCAUGUGUUACGACUGGGGCGAGUCCAGUGAGGGGGCGGUUUCUGUCCUGCACGGCGAGGCCGGUUAUGUCUCCUGUCCACUCUUUUCUCAUCCCUCCGUCUACAACUACACAUCGGCCCAGAGCGCCGGCCACAACCUGUUCUGGUACCGCCUGCUGGACGGCCAUGACCUGGAGCAGCCAAUCACCUACAGCUUGCGCUUCACCAAAGACAGGGAGAGACUGUGGCUGCAGCCAGCCGCCGCCAACGACUCGGGACAGUACAUCUGCAUGCUGCGCAACAAGUCGUCCUGCAGUAAGAUCGCCAUGCGUCUCAAGGUCCUGCGGCCGGAGGAGGUGGUCCGUUCCACCAGCUGUGAGCCUCCGGUUGCCAUGCCAGCCACUCAGGAGUGGAUCGGUCUGCAGGAAGGAAAGACACUGAACUGUCCAGACCUGCAGUACGCUGUCAAGAUGUCUGAGUUCGAACCGUCUGUCAGCUGGUACUACGUGAAUCCAGACAAGUCGGAGUGUUCUCAGUACCCGUUCUGGAAUAAAGACCGGGAACAGCGAGGAACCAGUCUGCAGUUCUACACCAUGCUGAUUCCCUAUCAGGGUCUGUACUUCUGCACGGUGCGGUACCAGCGGAGAGGCAGGAUGCUGCACUUCACCAGGAGCAUCAAAGUUUCAGGGAUCUAUCCAGAAACUGUGUCCAAAGUUCCCACCAUCCUCUACCCGACCGAGCACAAGACCUUCUCUGUCAGAACCAACUCAGACGAGCGUCUGACCUGCAGAGGCCUGCUUCCUCUCAUCCUGUACAACUCUUCCCGGAAGAUUUGGUGGACGGUUGAUGGGAAUACGGUGGUUGAGCUCAACAAUCAUCGCUUCUCCCAAAAGAACAGCAUAGUGAAAGAAGACUUCGGCGACCUGACUAUGGAGAGUGUCCUGGUGAUUAAAGACUUUCAGUCCGAAGAUUUGAAGCGAGAGUUUAACUGCUCUGUGUGGAACGAACAGGGCUUCCUGACCCGCAGAGCUCAGCUGAAGGAAGAUGUGUCGCUGCCCACCGUGGAGCUGGGUUGUGGUCUCGCCGUCACGCUGGUGCUCAUGCUGCUUCUCUUCGUGGUUUAUCACGUCUUCUGGCUGGAGCUGUUGCUUCUGUAUCGCUCCUGGUUCGGCACCGACGAACGGCACACAGAUGAUAAGGAGUUUGACGUCUACAUCUCGUACGCGAGGAACAGCGAGGAGGAGCAGUUUGUUCUGUCCACGCUGCGCAGCGUUUUGGAGAACGUUCUCGGAUACUCUGUGUGCAUCUUUGACAGAGACAGUCUACCUGGAGGGACCAUUACAGAUGAGACGCUGAGCUUCGUGGCUCGCAGCAGGCGCCUCCUGGUGAUCGUUAGCCCCAACUACGCCUGCCAGGGUUCCCAGGCCCUGCUGGAGCUGAAGGCCGGCAUUGACAGCAUGGCACUGGGCGGUCACCUGAAGGUGAUCCUGGUCCAGUACAAGCCAGUCCAAAGACAGAGCUUGGUUAAGGAGUUAAGGAGGGCCCGCGUGGCUCUGGCCCUGGUCCGGUGGCAGGGGGACAAGUCCAAAGAGCUAACAUCCCACUUCUGGAAGAGGCUAAGGGUGGAGCUUCCUUUGAGGAGAAUUAGCAGGGAUGAGGAGAGAUGCAAUAAGGAGGCUGCACUGAUGAGGCUCAGCAGUCAGAACAGCACAAACUCUCAAACAGGCCUUAUCAGCAACACAUCAAAAAACCCACAGAAAGUCUUUGACUGUGCAGCAUAGUGCAAACAGCACCUCUGAGAGACUUUAAUGUAUGCCUUAAAACUGAACUGUUGGACAUGCAUUAGAGAAGCCUUAAUGGACUGAAGCCACAUGACUCCAUUAAAAAGCCACUGUUGUUCUCAGUGGGGUUGGGCAGAUAAAAAGUACAAAGCUAAGCCAAGAUGUUAAACCAAAUUAUCCUAAAAUACAUUUUUGAAGUAAGUUAAGUAAGAACCAAAACAGUUUCCGAUUUAAGCAUUACAUCAACUUAAAGCACAUAUUCCAGUCAAACCAGUCUAAAGUCAGUGUAAGUUAGUGGUGUUGGGGUGCUAGAAGAGGAGAUAUUCCCCAUAGAGACCUGUUUUAAAGGCAAGGAGGCUUGCUUCUACUCUGAUAGAAUUUGGUAGCUCAUUUUUCCAUCAUACAACUACCACUCAGAAUACUUUGGACUGAGGUACUAUAGGGCUGGCAGUACAAGAAGAUAAAAAACAGCAGCUGCAGGCCCAGAAUUCCCUCUUAUGCACCUUUAGGGUUUGGAUUAAAUUCAUCCAACCAUGGGGAACCAGAGGAGGUCUAGAACUGAAUGGUUCUGGAACAUCUGUAGGAGUUUUACUAUGUGUGACCUGCUAAGAGAUACCUCUUGCUUGUGCUAAGUGCUGGGGGUGCGAACUGGGUCAGAUAUUACCUCAUUGCGCAGAGAAAGAUAGAGUAUGAUCAUAGCAGGUGAACUGGGCAUCAGAACAUGUCCAAGCUUUUCUAUUAAUGAGAUGUUUGAGUUUCUGAGCAAGGUUUAAUGUUGAAAUGUGGUUUAAAUGGACUGGCUGAAUAUUAUAGCUGAGCAUCAAGUCCAUACUAUACAGUCUAUCAGGAAUGAUGGGUAGAGUUGUGUAUCAUCAGCAUAAAGUGAUAUCUGCAAAGAAAUGAGCAGAUAACAAGAUCCAAAGAGCUGGGGUUUAUUAUAAAGAUAAUAUUAACACCUCAUAUUUCACCUCAUGGUGGCGCUGUAUGAAUGUACACCAAUAUCUGUUUAGCACAAUCUACCUGAAAAAUAUGAAUUUCUCAACUAAAGAGGGGGUUUUAAACUUUCAGUUCAAAUGUUGUAGCUUUCUGGCUAAAGGUCUCUGCAGUGACACACAAAUGUUUGUCACUGCAGAUCCUGACUAACGGUGACCCAUUCUUGUCUUCUUGGUGCUUGGAGUUGAUCCAGUCUGUUGGCUUUCUGAGAACUGACCACAUGUUCUCUGUGCUGUUCAGUUCUGGGGAGUUUCCUGACCACACGUUCAAAACGUUAGAUUUUCAUCAGAUUACCAUUUCUGGGUGUGAACACCAAAGACGUUAUCGUGGGGGGAAAAAAGAGUGCCACCUAUCACUUUUGAAGAGAAUGCUCUUGCACAACAACAUAUCUGCAUCUUUGGAUCAUAAUCAAAGUGCCAGUAAAUAAAUCUUAUAGAUAACAUUUAUAUAACUAUAACAUCCAAUGUUAUUCUAGCAGCAGAAAGAGUAAUUGUUCCAUUUCUAUUUUACAUAAAAGGAACUUAGUCAUUUUAUAAUCUCGCUACACAGUAAACUGAAAAUGAGACCUUUCAGCUCCAGAUCUGAAGCUGCUGCUUUAUCAAUGCAGAAAUGUUUGAACCUGAUUGUAGAAAUGCUGCCAGCAAGGCUAAAGGUCCACCACAUGUAACCCAAACCAUAUUUAAUGCCUCUGCCAUCGUUUCUGUAUCAUUGUUUCUCCGCUGUAAAUCCUUACAUAUUAUUCCCCUUAAACAGCAUUCAAAAUGUGUUUGGAAACAUGGAUUUCCUAAUCAGUUUUAAACUUCAUAUUGAAGUAUCCUCACCACAUUAAAAUGGCUGGGUGGACCUUGCAGCGCUGUUUUCCUCUCCCGCAGCCUCCUCUCUUCCUCAUUCUGUCUGUGCAAUGCCUGUUUUAGCUAAGCUGAAGUUUUCUGCAUCCCAAACAGGAAAAGAUGGAGAAGAAGAGUCUGAGCAUUGUUCCUUGAACGUGGCCUCAGUAUUAUCAGUUCUUACCUUUUAAGUGUCAUAAAUCAUUUUCAUCUGCACAUUAUCCUCUCAUUAUGUCCCGUCUGACUUAAACUCAAGAUAUUGUUAUAUCAAGAUAUUGGUAUAUUAUGUUUUUGUAAUAAAAUUUUAUUUUGAAUUCUCUUAAAAAUAUUUUUGACUAUCAUGAAUGUUGAAAAGAACCAUAAUUCCAGAAAUUUGCCAAAAAAAGUCACAUUUCAUUCUCUAAAAACUGGUUAAGCGUGUUAAGUUGUUUUCGAGAAAUAAAUAACAGAAUGUAUGCACAUGUUUAUAUAAGGACAACUGGUUUUUCUGAUCUUCAGGUUAAAUUAGUUUUUGCAUCACCUUGUGGCCGUUAGAGGAACUGUAUUUAGUACAUUUCAGCUAUAACUGUUUAUAUAUCCUGUCCUGUGUCAAAAACAUUUAAUCAGAUCCUUUGUGAACAGAAACCAACAUAGAGAUAAAGGAUGGUGUCAUCUGCAUAGAGGAGGAUUUAAUGAGGAAAUAAGGGAAAGCUGAACAUCUUCAUGAGGCUAAAUCCACUUAAACUUUAUCUGUUUUAAGCUUUAAAAUACUGCAAUUACUGCUUUUUCGUGUUGAAAAUAUGCUAUGCUGUUUAACAAGUCAGUAUUGUAAUGCGAGAAAGCAUUUUGCACUUGUUCAUGCUAUAAAAUAUCUGUUUUUGUUUUGUUUUUCUCUUUUUUGGCUGUUGAUAAUUGAAGAAUAUUUGCAUUCAUUUCUGUUAUCUUCAUCAAUCAUUUCACUUUUUCCUCAAUUAAUGUUUGCCGUUAAAAAAACACCACAGA